AAAAACAACAAACAAACAAAAAAAAACACCCACUUAAAAACCUAUGCAUCCUGGUGACCUUAUGUUCAAAAACCACCACAUCCUUAGUUCAAAUCCAGCUUUAGACAUUUUGUUGCAGGUCACCUCGUCUCUCAACCCCAGAUGUCUGGUGCACACUACUGCGCACUGUCCAAUAAGAGGCAAAUUAAUAAGAUAUCGGCAUUAAAAAACAAUAAAAAAAUAAGAAUCCAUCAAUAAUAUGCCAACAUUUCACUCCACUUUCAGACAAUGAUUACUCAAUUUUGGCGAUGAAGAGUUGUGACAGACAUGUACUGGGGCAGGACAUUGUGCUGUAAAUAUUGAACAGUGACCUUCAAUGGAACACUUCAAUGAAAACAUGAAUUAUGAAAAGUAGCAAAACAUACAUAAAAAUGCAGCCUAUAAAACAUGUGUAUGUAUUGGCAUUUGAAUACUAGCUAAUAAUACACCAGGCAUUAGUACUACUCUCCUAAACCUGCAGUCCAAAAAGGAGGCACUCACUAGUUUCCAUGCUAAGCCUGCUCAUAAUAUUCACAGAAAUAGUCCUCAAGAUAUUAAUUCCACUAAAAACUAAAUAAUCAGCUUGUGGUAUUUCUACAGUCAAAGUCAGUAUUAUUUUUUGAAUACAGAUGGAACUUUUCUCCAUACAGCUGUAAUAAUAAAACUUCCUCUAACCACUAGCAACGCUUGUUUCAGUUUCAUUUACAGAGAAACCAUAACCUAAAAAAUUAGUUACACAGCAGACUGACACAGGAUGAUGAAGAUGUCAGGAAGAGUCACUGGUUGCUGUGUAGCUCUGUUCCUUGUCCUGACCUCUGUGUCGGCUGUACAAAGGAUCAAUUCGAUCAAUGCUUUGAAGAGAAUCAACUUUGGCCAAUCUGUGCCCAAGCACAGUCUUGUGCUGCUCCACUGGUUUGCCAGCGUAGUUCUCUUCGACAAUAACAACGUUAUCUGGCUGACCUUUGACCCAAACAAUGAGGAUUAUGGCUCACAUCAUUACGGCAACUUUGAGGAGUUGUUGGACCCACUGCCUUGGGGUUACCGGUACUACACUGUUGGCAAUCUCUAUCAAGACACACUCAUUCAACUUCCAUCUUAUGUUGUCCGUCCGCCCGACCCGGAGUAUGUGGGAAGAAACAGAGACAGGAUCAUCAUUAGAGUCAGGGAGCAGAACACAAGACUGCGGAGUAUAGACCAAGUGUAUAUCACACAGCAUUACGAGCCUUCUGAAAAUCAGGGGACACCUUAUGAUCCAACUCACACCUACCAGAUCACUACUAACCUCUUGAGACAGAUCAGAGAGUUUUCUAUGGGAGAAAACCAACAGACACUGACUCGCCUCAGAAACCGCUUUAGAAGUCACGCUGAUGAGUUUCACAUCAGAAACACAUGGCGUCACCUUGCUUGCCUGGGACUGUUUUUGUUUAUUGUGAUCGAGGAAAAGAACUCCUUUAAGCAAGACAACGACAGACAGGAAAACGGCAGCAGACCCCAAAACAACAGACUGGAAAACAACAACAGAUCGGAAAACAACGACAGACAGGAAAACGGCAGCAGACCCCAAAACAACAGACUGGAAAACAACAACAGAUCGGAAAACAACGACAGACAGGAAAACAGACACAAUCAUUGCAAAAGUCGCCGUUUUAUCUAUUUAACUUUAGCUUUCAUAAUUACUUUAUUGUACACAUUCUUUGCUAUAUAUUUUAGAUGAGACAGCAGUAUCCCUAGAUUUAGAUUUUAGAAGUAUGAUGAGGAAUAUGAAGCCAGCAGGACUCAAAAGUGGAUUGGGAUCAGUGAAUUAGGCAGUUACAUAUGGAGCCAUGACAGUGACUUAACAUUUAGCAUUGGAAACAGAACCUGAAAAAAAA
Molecule: messenger RNA, 1889 nt
Organism: Micropterus dolomieu (smallmouth bass)
Lineage: Eukaryota; Metazoa; Chordata; Actinopteri; Centrarchiformes; Centrarchidae
Exons: 2
Coding region: 773-1732 (319 amino acids)
Source: RefSeq, a predicted model, not a curated record